ACCUUUGUCCUUUCUUUUUUCUUCUUGGUCAACUACAUCCACAACUAGUCACAAACACUCGUUCCAGCUCACAUGGCGGACGCUUCCAAGGCCAUCGAGGCUCUCACCGAGUCUCGGCCUCCAGCCACGGACCGGUUCACCUAUCUCACCAUCAUCGAGAAGUUCCUGUCGCCCGAAAUCCUGCCCAGACUGAACGAUAUUCUCCAGGAUGCGCGUCUCACCCAGGAGAUCGGCUGGGACCUGGUCGAGAUGCUGGUCCCCGUGCAAGGGUGUGAGCCAUGCCUGGAGACGGUGGCCAGGUUGGGCAACCCCAGGGAGACCAUCAUCAAGGUGCUCGAAAUCAUCGAGGGGUUGCAGGCCACAACCGCCGAGGACGGCCAGGAGGACGGCUCUCAGGAUACCGACGACGACAACGACGCCAAGGAUCAGCCAUCCGUCAAGACACCAGAGGAGGUGACGCGGCGCUUCAUCAUUCUGCUCGGGAUGCUCGCCAUUCUCCACAAGCGCAUCAGGACCAAGUACCCCUCACGCUUCCUCGCCACCAGCCUCCUCACCGUCUACAAGACCUACCAGCCGAACCAGGAGAUGACCGCCUCCAUCAUCAACCUAGUUCACUCUCUCUCAGGCCUCUCUGGGCAGGCGACCCGCCCGCCCCUCCCCAUGCGCAAGUCCAGCAUCGAGGUGGCCAACCCGGACCAGUACGGGGACGCGUCUAAGAAUGCGCCGGACCCAGAGGCUGAUCACGAGGUCAGCACUUCUGAGGAGGCAGAGGUCCAGAGGCGGCUAUUAUUGUCCUUUACAAGCUGUGUUCUGGAGUCGUACGUCAAUGCGAACGAUAUGCAGUGGACAAGGCGGUUGCUGGAGUUCUACAAUCCAGACAAAAUCGUCCCGGGACGGAAGACGGCCACGCAGGCUUUCCGAGAGGAUCCGGACCUUGCCAACAGGGACACCAUGGUGGGCAAAUUAGUGGCGCUCACCCAAGAUCUGGGACUGUCAUCGUCCACCUCUCUCAUUCAGGAUAUCUGCACCGGACCGGUGAACAGACAGCCCUUGCGAAACGCUGAGGAUGUCAGCAGCGCAGAAGACAUUGGGCUCUCUACGGGUGGCACCAUCUGCCUCUUGGCAUAUUGGGUCUUUUCGUCCACCGUCUUCGAGGCCGAUCAUCCUCGGCCCGAGAUGCACCUCUUCCCCGACCACCACACGCUGCUGGAGAACUAUCUCGGGCAAGACGCGCAGUCGCAGAUCCUACAGAACCCCGCCAGCGUCGAGGCCAUCCUCGUCCUCGGCCUAUGGCUCCAAGAGGACAAGCUCAUCGCCGCCCCCAGCACAGAGACCAAGUUCAUGUCCUACCACCACGCCCUCACCCUCUGUGCCGUCUUCCACCCUUCCAUCUACGUCCGCAACGCCGCCGUCACACUCGCCGGGCUCGUCUUGCACGACGACCCAGACGACGCACAUCGUCUCAAGAUCCUCGAGGACCUCCUCGAGAACUGCGUUUUUGCCUCCCUCAAGGCCUGCGCCCUGACUUGGCUGCGCGAGGAGCUCAUCGCUGCAAACAAGGCCAGCUCGACCACCAGCCUGCAGUACCACAUCUUUCCAAACUUGGUGGAGACGCUCGAAAAGGCAGGCCCCGAGGCCCUGCUCGAAUACUGGACCGAGAACUCGGCGUUUCUGCUGCAGGCCGCCAAUUUUGCGUAUUUCCUGUUCUCAUCGGACGUGUGCAAGGAGGUUGUGCCCGAGGCGAUGGGCGCGGCCGUCGAGCAGAGGUAUGUCGAGCCUUUGCUGGCCGCUGCGAGACGGCUUGAGGAUGGCCUGAAGAAGGAGGAGGCGGAAAGUGAUGGGGGUGUGCAGGGCGUGUUGUUGGAACUGGACAUUUUGCAGACACGGUUAACGGCAAUAUCGCUCCACUAG
Cryphonectria parasitica EP155 is the source of this 1911-nucleotide messenger RNA. RefSeq lists its product as uncharacterized. Bases 73 to 1911 code for a protein of 612 amino acids. Lineage: Eukaryota; Fungi; Ascomycota; Sordariomycetes; Diaporthales; Cryphonectriaceae. The record is from RefSeq and is a predicted model, not a curated record. Gene Ontology annotation, biological process: cellular response to oxidative stress. Gene Ontology annotation, cellular component: cytoplasm. The transcript has 3 exons.